This is a messenger RNA of Metopolophium dirhodum (rose-grain aphid), 1716 nucleotides long. RefSeq lists its product as uncharacterized. Gene Ontology annotation, biological process: regulation of transcription by RNA polymerase II. The record is from RefSeq and is a predicted model, not a curated record. Lineage: Eukaryota; Metazoa; Arthropoda; Insecta; Hemiptera; Aphididae. Bases 261 to 1208 code for a protein of 315 amino acids. Gene Ontology annotation, molecular function: DNA binding. The transcript has 3 exons. Gene Ontology annotation, cellular component: nucleus; transcription regulator complex.
GUAAAACGCAUCCGGUCGACCGGAACAACAACUUGCAUAGUUUCUAAUCAUAGGUGCUAUAUUAGAGCGUUUUGUCGGGACCGGUCGAUUCCUGCCGCUGACCGACCGCAUCAUGUUGCGGUCGGGCGGGAAACGAAUCGACAGGACAAGUCAUCAAAACACAUUAUUUUAAAUCGUGUAUGCCACACUGUGCGUUUUGGCCGCUGCGUUUUUUGAAUAUUUUACCUAGACAUAUUUUUUAAAUAUUUAUAUUUUGAAAAAUGGUUUUUGAUACCGAUAAAUUUAUAUCAUGUGUACAAAAUAACCCUUCCAUAUGGAAAAUUGGAUCCAAAGAUUAUAUGGAUAAGCAUAUAAGACAAAAAAGUUGGAACACGAUUGGUGAGUACAUGUUUGAAGAUUGGAGUGAGCUUGAAGAACAUGCAAAAGAAAGUAAAGUGACCGAUCUGAAAGCUAAAUGGAGACAUAUUAGAGACCACUAUUCAAAAUUUAUGAAUCAGGGUAAAAGUGGUGAUAGUGCUAAAAGAAAAAAUUAUGUAUACGCAGAAUCACUGACGUUCUUGCAGCACAUAAUUAAAAAAAGAAGGACGACAGGUAAUUUCAAUGAAAGUGUACAAGAAGAAGGAGAAAAUACCGGUGGAGAAGAUUCAUCCUACGAGCUGGUUUUAGAUAAUGAAAUUAUGCCACCUCAAUUCGACACAUAUUCAACUCCAAAAAGUAAAAAACAAAAUAAUUCCAAGGUACAAAAGAUGACACCAUUUCAAAAAGAGUUACUAAGCAAUUUAGCUACUUCUGAAGAUGAUGUAACCUCUGAUCCUGAUAAGGCAUUUUUAUAUUCCUUAUUACCCGAUUAUAAAAGACUAAACUAUAAUCAAAAAACAGAUUUUCGUCUUAUGACUCUACAAUAUUUUAGGAACGUAUCAUUAGGAUCUAAUCAACUACAAUCAACUCCGCCAUAUUUUAACAUUAAUCAAAACACUAGUCAGAAUGUCCCUAUCCCAACUCAAUAUUCAAAUGUAUGUCCUUCGUUCAAUCCCGGCCUGGGGAACAAUCAAAAUCAUAAUCUUAUACCACAACCCUUGCCAAUAUAUUCAUCUGAUUUCAAUCCAAAUGCUCAACAUCCCACACCAUAUCCUAAAAGCUCAUAUACUUAUAUAUCUGAUCAGUCCCAACAACCUACUACUAGUGGAGAUUUGUUUGAAAAAUUUUAAUAGUAUGAUACAUAAUUAAAGUUUAAAUUAUACUUAUUGCAAUAAGGUGCGUCAUUUAAAUUUUAAAUUCAAACAUGACCUUUUUUAAUUUUUUUUAUAAAUAUUAAAGUAACAAGGUUUGUUAUACUUACAGUAAAAUAUUAUAUGGUGUUUAUAAUGUAUUAAUGACAUUAAAAAGUAUGUAAUUUUUAAUUUUGUAAGAACAUGAAAUUGUUUCAUUUUUUUUAUAUUUUUUAAUUAAAUAACGAAGAUUGUUAUGUUUUAAUGUUAUUUAUACCAUACUGUUAAAUAUUAUUUGAUCUUUGAAUAAAAAUAAAGUAUUACAUUUUUUUUCUUAUACCUAAUAUACUGUUUGUCUUUGUAUUUUCAUAACCUAAUACGGAAAUUAUGUUAAAAAAUAAAAAUAAUUAUUUUUAAUUUUUGAUAACUACUUAUAGGUGAUUAGUGAUAACUUAUUAAUUAUUAAUAGUCAUAUAUAAUAUAUAUCACGUUGAAGAUCUUAACUUUU